GUGUUAUGCAAUAAUUGACUCACAAUUUAUGUCCAAUAGUUUAAUAACAAUCACAACAACAACAACAACAACAACAACACGUGUUGGCCAUCACUUACCAGUUGGUCACCAUUGACGCCAUGGAUCGCUUGCCAUCAGCCGAUGAUAUACCGUCCAUACGGCCGCUAAUGGCCAACGGCUCUAACGAUAGUCGCCGCCACCAAUCGAUACGAUUGUUAAGCAUUUUCGGCAAUCAAGCGUCGGAAGUGAUAUUCGCUACCGUCGAGGACAAAGUCUACGGUUUUGGUCACAACAGGUACGGACUACUGGGACUGUCGACCGACGAAGCAGAUAUCCGUAGGCCACGGCUUAACACGACUCUCAGUGGCCAACAAGUGGUCAACAUUUACUGGUCGUACGAUUCGUGUUUUGCUCGUACACUGACUGACCAAUGGUACGGCUGGGGACUCAAUAUGUACGGCUCGCUGGGCGUACGUACGCCAACACAGUGGUCAACGAAACCGUUACUGAUUGAAGAACUAUCAACGAUAGCCGUAGCGGACAUAUCGUGCGGCGGCAAUCAUACGCUGGUAUUGGACACCGACGGUCGAGUGUACGGCUGGGGACACAACAAAUUCGGCCAAUUGGGCGACCAAUCAUUUAACAAUGUUUUUGCACCGAAAUUCAUUUGCGACAGCGAUUUCCAAUCGUUGAGUUGCGGUAUCAAUCAUUCGGCUGCACUGACCACUCGGGGCCAGGUCUACGCCUGGGGUAUCAACGAAAAAGGACAACUGGGCUGUCAUCCCGAUGGUGAACGUCAAUCGGCCCACAAAUACUCGGUACGCAAUGAACCGCGACCCGUACGCGGACUGCCCGACAAUUGCCGACAGGCCAUUUGCGGUCCCGACUAUACAAUGGCAUUGACCAGCGACGGUCUGGUCUAUGCAUUCGGUUUUAAUUCGUGGGGACUAAUACGCGGCCAAAUGACCGGCAUUUACUAUACGCCGUGUCUACUGGCCGAUAAUGUCCGAUUUGACACUAUAGCCGCUUCACGUUUGGGCCGAUUGGCUAUCGGUGUAUCGGUUGAUAAUGUCUACUAUUUUUGGGGCCGCGAGCCGUCGACACCGGAGUAUGAAUGCGAUCCCAACAGAGUGUUAACCAUUGACCAGAUGUAUGCCCGAUAUUCGCGCACAAAUAAGACACUCAAGACAUUCAUAUUGAAAGAGUUGGUCACAAAAGCAGUGAACAAGACAUUCACGAUGACGACGACUACGACGACAACGGAUGUCUUGAAUGAUGACGAUGUCUACGAUUCGGGAGAUGAAAGCCAAUCGAUAACAACAACACUAAGUGAUGUCAAUUCAUUGAUAGGAAAGCCUAUUAUUGACCGACCAUUGGUUUGUAGUCGUGAGACGACUGUUGUUAAUCAAGUGAUCAAAACUAGUGAUAAUAAUAGCAAUAAUAGCAGUCAUAAUAAAUCUAUUAGUGAUAAUCCAUUUGUCAGCAUUUUUAUGGACAAAAUUUUCUCAUCAUUUAACUCAUCGAUCGAUUCAGACAUUGUGUUCAUUAUUGAUGGCCAACACAUUCAUUGUCAUCAAACUGUUCUCAGAUUACGUAACAAAAUGUUUUGGCAAAAGUGUCGGUCAGUAGCUGUCGAAGUGGUCAACAAUAACAGCAAUAACAACAACAUGAAGACAGUGGAGACCAUCGAUGAGAUACACAUCACUACCUAUUCGUACGACACUUUCUAUCAGUUUGUCCGCUAUUUAUACGGCUUUGAACCCGAAAUCAAUGACUCUAAUUGUAAAUCACUUAUAAAGUUAGGCAAAGUCUACGAUGAAGACCUACUAAUCGAUCGCUGUAUUGAAUAUUUAAUUAAAAAUUAA
Molecule: messenger RNA, 1865 nt
Organism: Oppia nitens
Lineage: Eukaryota; Metazoa; Arthropoda; Arachnida; Sarcoptiformes; Oppiidae
Product: RCC1 and BTB domain-containing protein 1-like
Exons: 2
Coding region: 120-1865 (581 amino acids)
Molecular function (GO): protein binding
Source: RefSeq, a predicted model, not a curated record